CAUGAACAGACCUUCCAUUAGCUUGUCUUUCUGUAAAAGUCUCUUUCUACGGGUUUGCACCCUCUUCUAGAAGUGUAAGUAAGCUUCAUGGAUGAUAGUCUUGGAAACAUAAAGAUCAUCAAAGAUCAUUUCAAAGCAUCCGCACCUAGUAUUGACUCUCUUCAAGACAUAGCUUCUUCAUCUGUUUCACAACCAAGAACUGAUAAUUAUUUGAGGUCUCAUAGCCGUUUGUGGAGUAGGAGAAAGUUAAGAAGUGCAGCAUACAUGUUGAAGUUUAACUUUUUUAGUAUGCGGGGGCUGCCAUGGUUGUCUAGCACGGAUGGCGAAGAAAAGGUUGUGCUAACUGCUGUAGAACUAGAAUCACUUCGAUCGGAUCUUGCUGAUUUAGAAGAGAAGGAAGCUCACUUGAAAGCUCAAUUGGAACAUGUUGAUGAAAUUCUGCGAUCUGCUCGUCUCUCUGGCUAUUUGUACAUCCGAACUAGGUGGAAACCACUACCAGGAGAACCUCCCCCUCUUGAUGAUACUGACGUUGAUGACUGGCUUCCUCGCUUUGUUGUCUUGCAAGGGCCAUGCAUUUUCUUCUACUUGUUUUCCACAGAUCUGAGUCCUCAAGACUCCACCCUAUUAUCUGAUAUUGUUGAAAUAGGUCCCUUGCCAAGCGUUACACGAGAUGAUGAAGGAACACAAUAUGCAUUUUAUAUCUUAACUAGUCAAGGACUUCGAUUCGAGUGCUCAAGUGCUUCUAAGGUACAGGUGGACUCCUGGUUGUCAGCACUACAAACUGACUGCAAAUUGGGGGGUUCAGAUAUUUGCAGAUCCGCUUAUAGGGCUGCCAGGUCCUUCCUCUCUGCUGCUCCUAAGAGCUCUCGUUUCUACUCUGAAGGGCGAGCUGUAGCUUCUGCUGCAGCAGUAACCUUGAGUUCAAAGGUGCCUGUCUUUGCUUCAAAUUUUGGAAGAGCUGGUUCCGAAAAUGUGUCUAGAGGAUGGAUUUCAGGAGCUCUUGCCCUUCCUGCUGCAGCUUACAUGCUCGUCGACCAGGAGGUUCAUGCUGCAGAGUUGGAACGCACUUUCAUUGCUAUAAAGCCAGAUGGAGUUCAAAGAGGACUGAUUUCAGAAAUCAUAUCCCGAUUUGAGCGCAAGGGUUUUAAGCUUGUAGGCAUAAAAGUAGUUGUUCCUACAAAGGAUUUUGCACAGAAGCAUUAUCAUGAUCUGAAGGAAAGGCCAUUCUUUAAUGGUCUAUGUGACUUCCUUAGCUCAGGACCUGUUAUUGGAAUGGUCUGGGAAGGAGAAGGUGUGAUCAAGUAUGGUAGAAAACUCAUUGGAGCCACAGACCCACAAAAAUCAGAACCAGGAACUAUCAGAGGUGAUCUAGCUGUUGUUGUUGGAAGAAAUAUCAUCCACGGCAGCGAUGGGCCGGAGACUGCCAAGGAUGAAAUCAACUUGUGGUUUAAGCCAAAUGAGUUGGUUAGUUACACCAGCAAUGCAGAGAAGUGGGUGUAUGGAGAGAACUGAUUGAAGUUUUUGUUUACUGUGAUCUUCCGGCAAUGUAGGUCCCACGUGAAAGAGUGGGGAAAGUAGAGGUUAUUGUUAGAAUAAAAUUGUUUCCAUUGAGGUGAGUGAAAUUGUUUGCUGCUAUUUUGUACCCUAAUCAAUGAAUAUCUUCACCGAUUUCAAAUAAUCCUUUACCUCAGUUUUGCUUCAUGUAACUGCAGUCUGCAGAGAUGUGUUUUACUUGAUUUACUUCUUUACUUUUCCCCUAGUUUGAGGAUUGGCAUGAAAAUUCAUGUAUGGAAAUGUUAAAUUUUAAUA
This is a messenger RNA of Prunus dulcis (almond), 1809 nucleotides long. RefSeq lists its product as uncharacterized. The coding region runs from base 88 to 1512 and encodes 474 amino acids. NCBI's taxonomy places the organism in Eukaryota, Viridiplantae, Streptophyta, Magnoliopsida, Rosales, Rosaceae. The transcript is spliced from 15 exons. Gene Ontology annotation, molecular function: nucleoside diphosphate kinase activity. Gene Ontology annotation, biological process: CTP biosynthetic process; GTP biosynthetic process; UTP biosynthetic process. The record is from RefSeq and is a predicted model, not a curated record.